AAAUUAAAAUAAAUUUAUAAUAUUAAAAAUAAAAUGAGAGCACUACCAAAGUGCAAGUCCUCUCCUGACUGAGACAGAGUCUCUUACAUGAUCAGGAAGACUGACACAAACACUCUGGAGAAAAACCUGCUUGUCUGUUCUCUUUGCAUGAUGACAACAUAUUCAGAUCAAGACUCAGAACCCAUUCCUGAUAUUGACGUCAUUACAGAGUCUCUGAACCUUGCCGACUAUAAUGUCAGGAAAAUCGAGUUCUUCAAGAUCGAACACGGAUUGGAUCAAGCAUGGCAUACAGUGUUGCCACAACUUGAAGGCUUCAAGACCACUUGUGAUGAACUCAAGGAACAACUCAAAGUUAUUAAGAAGAGCAACCACUGGGAGCACCUAGUGGACAUCCACUUUGAAAUCAAAGACGUCAUAAAUUCACUCUUCAACUCUGGACUGAUGAAGAACUACACCAAGCAACUUCAUUGUGCGGAGUUCAGAGAGACAAGAGGGUGCAGAACCUUUGUCAGUGAUGGCUCCCAGGCUGUUGUCAGCAACAAAGUAAAUGAAAUCCAGGAGACUAUUACUGCUACACAAGUCAAUCCCCUCAAAGAGGCACUCAGAAGAGCUGCUCAGAGAGACAGAGAGAAGAAUACUCAGCUGGAAAGACUGGAGCAAGACAGGGAAGAGCUCGAUCAGACAGUUCAGACUUUGACACAAGAGAAGGAUAACUCCGAACAAGUUUCGGCGCAAAGACAACUGGAAAUCGACAGCCUCACCCAACAAAUCCAGACAUUUGAAGAAGACCAAGAGCACCACAACAGACAGGCCGAAGAAAUGAAACACGAGAUUCUCGCUCUCGAGGACACUUUGCAGCAAUCCAAGCACACUCUCGACCACGCUGGGUUAAAGGCAAUUCACAAUGCCAUGAUGAAGGCUUCGGAUUCAUUCAAUGAGGACUCAGAAUUUACAAUUAGAGUGAACACUACUGAUAGUCAAGAGUUACUGAAGGCUCUGCAGUUAUUCAGACUGCCCCCUCUGAAGAAGUUUUCUCUUUGGGACAUUCAUGCCUUCAACAAGCCUGAGGUGAUAACUAAGUUCCUGGGUAACGCCUUGAGCGAGAAUGUGAAAUACUUCUACUUCAACACUAACACUAAUUCCUGCCUUGACCUAAGUCCUUACAUGGACACUCUGACCAAGACCCUCCCCCUCAUCCCCUCCAGAGUUGAACUUGCCGACUGGACGAUGGCCAGCUCCCAGUUCCAAGACCUCCUCGUGGCUGCGCAGAAGGCAGACUAUGUCAAGUUUUGGGACUGUAAGAUAGAUGUAGGGGAGGAAGUGGAUUUUGGAGGCAGACUUGACCAAGCUGCUUUUACCAACAUUGAUUUUGAAGGUACUGGGAGGAGUGAGAGGAGCAAUUGGGCUCAAAAUGGGUUUGAACAGUUUAAAAAUAUUGUGAAGGGGUUGGCCAAAGUGGAGAGUAUUAAGAAUAGACAAGUUAGUAUUCAUUUGGGCAACUGUGGAAUGUCUAAAGAUCAAGCUGAGUCAAUAUUACAGGAGAAUGGAAUGAUCAAUAUGAUCGUUGAAGGGCUUUAAUUGGAAAAGAGAUGAAUAAUGGAGA
Moneuplotes crassus is the source of this 1603-nucleotide messenger RNA. The record is from the annotation of a GenBank genome assembly. NCBI's taxonomy places the organism in Eukaryota, Ciliophora, Spirotrichea, Euplotida, Euplotidae.